This is a messenger RNA of Capronia coronata CBS 617.96, 1683 nucleotides long. RefSeq lists its product as uncharacterized. The record is from RefSeq and is a predicted model, not a curated record. Bases 1 to 1683 code for a protein of 560 amino acids. The transcript has a single exon. NCBI's taxonomy places the organism in Eukaryota, Fungi, Ascomycota, Eurotiomycetes, Chaetothyriales, Herpotrichiellaceae.
AUGCCGCGCGUUGGUUACACAUCGCUAAGUGAACAGAAUGACGGCGCCGCCGACCCAACGAGACGCAAGGACAACAGCGUGAACUCAGCGAAUGAAACUCAUCCAUCAGUCGACGUUGUAGACACAAGUACCAGAACUCGCCAGGCAUGCAUCGCUGUUCUGGCACUCAUGUGGCUCAUCGGCCUGGGAGUGGUAGUCGUGGGUGCCGUGGCACAAAGGAUGACGGACAAGUCGUCGGACGGCAUGGAACCAUCGACGUACCAUCACAAGAGUCUGGUUCCGUUUCUACAGCUGGCCGUCAGCUUCGUCGUCACCGGCCUGUCCGAUGUCGCGGGCCUCGUGCAUUCGACCAGCUUGCGAUUCACCCUGCUUUCGUCAGGGAGGCUAGCCUUCAACUCCAACCUGCGACUGUUCACCAGCUGCAAGAGCUCUCGCAUACACUGGUGGCCCAUCAAUGUGAUAUGGGCCUGGUCGUUGAUCUCGUCAUACGCGUGCGGAUCCAUGAUUGUUCUUGAGACGGUAUAUUCCUUCUCGGACACCAACCCGGACGGCACAAUCGGGCCCUCUCAUUCCUACGAUAUCGUGUCCGGGUAUGCCCUCAUCUUCCUCGGCUUGGGACUGCUAGGUCAAGCGUCCAUCGCGACUUGGGCUUUGGCCGUCAACCGCUUCCCGACCUGGUCCACCAACCCCAUUCAAAUUGGAGCUGUGUGCCAGAGCCAGGGGUGGCUGUCCAGAGUGCCGGGCCGAAGCAUGGCGAGUGUCCACGAGGUGAAGCAGACCGAUCAUCAUGAGCAUGCACCCGCUCUCCCCAAAACGCGACAGCGGUGUAUGCUCGAGGCGCAUUUUCGGUUUCGCCGCGUCCUCAUGAUCGCGUGGACCGUCACUCUGGUGGCCUUUCUCUGGUUCGCAGCCAUCUCUGUCGCAUACCAGCUCAAGGGCGACAGAGGUCCCGCUUGGGGGAGUUUCUCCCGCUCCUACACCAACGAUUGGAGUCUGAUACCAGAUUGGGUAGACACCACUGCUUUUCUCGCCAUUCCCACCUCGCUGGGACACAGCUACUUCUCAUUCGGCCCUUGGUUCCUCUGCAAAUAUCUGUUGACCUGUGCCUUUCUCGGCGGAAUCACGCUGAACCUCCAUAUCGUCGAGCUGGUCGUUCAGGCUUCGCGCGACGAGAGCCUGUGGCGGCAGACGGCGACAGCCACAGGCCUAGCCCUGGCGAAGCAUGGCGCCUUCUAUACUGCCGUCACCAGCUGGCAGACUGUAGGCCUGUUCGUGUUCAAGGGUCUCCUCCACUGGAUGUUUGGUCUGAUGUUCGGCCUGAUGUGGGAAGGCAUCGAAGUCCGAAUCCCUCAGGCCUGUUACACAGCCAUUCUACUGUUUGCACUCGCAGCCAUGGCGACUGCUAUUGCCAUUUAUCGGCCCAAAGGCCCACAGCCUGCGACCUUUGGACAUCUGCAGACUCUGGUUGACGUGAUUGAUGUGUGGCCAUGCCGUCAGUCGGAUCCUGUGGUGACCGAUGCAGGUUCCGUGGACGGACAAGACAAGAUGGCCUCGUCGCAGGUGACGGAGCAAGGGUGUACUUUGUAUUGGGGCGACAAAGGAGAUGAUGGUGAUGGUGUCCGCCACGCAGGGACUGACUUGAUUGCGUUGAAGCCCAUUGUCAUGACAGCGACGUAUAGGUAG